Molecule: messenger RNA, 2069 nt
Organism: Hypanus sabinus (Atlantic stingray)
Lineage: Eukaryota; Metazoa; Chordata; Chondrichthyes; Myliobatiformes; Dasyatidae
Product: calcium-binding protein 39-like
Exons: 9
Coding region: 158-1177 (339 amino acids)
Biological process (GO): intracellular signal transduction
Molecular function (GO): protein serine/threonine kinase activator activity
Source: RefSeq, a predicted model, not a curated record
UGACGUAAGGGAGUAGCUCGCGACGAGGGAGGGCGGGGGCGAUUGGAAGUUACGGAGCGGCUUCACGACACAAAGAGCCGGAAAUGAGAGGGCUGGCGACGGUGUGAUUUUUCUCGUUCUUCUUUUGCCGGUAAAUCCAGGGUGAAAUAAAACGAAAAUGCCGCUGUUCAAGUCACACAAAAGUCCAGCAGACAUUGUAAGAAAUCUCAAAGAGAACAUGGCAAUGCUGGAAAAGCAGCAUAUUUCAGACAAGAAGGCUGAAAAGGCCUCUGAGGAAGUGUCGAAAUGCCUGUUAACCAUGAAAGAGACACUGUGUGGUACCAAUGACAAGGAGCCUCAGACUGAAACAGUUGCACAGCUGGCACAGGAGCUAUAUAAUAGUGGAUUGCUGAUAUCAUUAAUUGCACACUUGCAACUGAUUGACUUUGAGGGCAAGAAGGAUGUCACCCAAAUCUUCAACAACAUUUUGCGGAGGCAGAUUGGUAUGCGCACUCCUACAGUGGAAUAUGUAUGUUCUCAUGAGCAUAUUUUGUUUAUGCUUUUGAAGGGGUAUGAAACACCAGAGGUUGCCUUGAAUUGUGGAAUCAUGCUGAGAGAAUGCAUCAGGCAUGAACCACUUGCCAAAAUAAUCCUUUAUUCGGAACAUUUCAGAGAUUUCUUCAGAUAUGUAGAGAUGUCAACAUUUGACAUUGCUUCAGAUGCCUUUGCAACUUUUAAGGACUUGCUUACCAGACAUAAAGUCACUUGUGGACAAUUUUUAGAACAGAACUAUGAUUUGGUAUUUAAUGACUAUGAGAAGUUGUUGCACUCUGAGAACUAUGUGACAAAAAGACAAUCAUUGAAGCUUAUAGGAGAGCUGCUUUUGGAUGCGCACAAUUUCACAGUUAUGACGAAGUACAUCAGUAAACCUGAAAAUCUCAAGCUUAUGAUGAAUCUCUUAAGGGACCAAAGUAGAAAUAUCCAGUUUGAGGCAUUUCAUGUAUUCAAGGUUUUUGUGGCAAAUCCAAAUAAAACACAACCCAUUCUGGAUAUCCUGUUGAAAAACCAGACCAAACUUAUAGAGUUCCUCAGUCAAUUCCAAGCAGACAGAACAGAUGAUGACCAAUUUAAUGAUGAGAAAUCCUAUUUGAUUAAACAGAUCAGGGAUUUGAAAAGACCAACGCCUCAACAAUCUUAACAUGCUUGGUUCAAAAGCACUGUCUUUGUAUGUCUUUGCUGUAUCUAUACAAUAUGAUCACUUUUUUUGUAGGAAAGGGAUUGUGUAGUAACAGUAACUCACCUAAUAUUUAUAUAUAAUAAACUAAUUUUAUUCAUGCAUAUUCUCUUUUGGAGUGCCUGUAUAUUAGUUUUACCACCUCCUACAUUUAAGGUUGUAUGUGAGUUUAGGAGUUUACAUACUUGCACAGUAGCAGUGAUUCUUUUCCCUGCUUUUAAAUUUUCAGGUAACCAAUGCUGAGGCUUGUAUGCUGUUGAUUUGGGCAUCAUGGCUAAAUGAGGCUUGCUACUGUUUUACUAUGUAAAUUAGUUUUUAUUUUGAUUAAGUUUAUCACAAUGGAUUAGGGAAGUCUGCAAUAUCACCUGUUCACAAUUGUAAAUGUUUAGAACCAACCAUUUCUGAAAUCUGAGUAGCUUUGAGAAUGGUCUUCCUAAAUUCCUGAUGUAAUCUCACUGAAAGGCACCCACCAUAGUAGCCUAACUAUAAAGUGGCCUCACUAUAUUAAUGUUUCACAUCUUUCCAUAAAUCCAUUCAUUUAUAUCAAUACAUUUUUCUCAUUGUGAACAGAUUAUGAUAAGCACAUGAUUGGUGAAUAUUUUCUUUAAGUAAAUAAAUGAAACCAUGUCCCUAUUUUUAUUUACUUGUAAGGGGUCAGGCUAUAAUUUGUUUUUGGUUGCACAUAUCAUUUUCCUUUUUAAAUUGUGUAAUUGUACAUAUGUGGUGUAUUCAAUGAGUACCUGUUGCAUUGUUUGGCUGCAGUUAAAAGUAACUGCUACCUUGAUCAAUUUUUCACAAGGUCACAAAUACAGUGUACUUUGAGUACUUUUUAAAAUAAAAGUUAUUAAACGCAAAA